AAGAGCGACGACCCUGGAAAUCGGGAAAAGACGCCACCAGAAGAAAAGGGGAGGGACGUACGGAAAGUCUGUGGAAGGGAAGCGCGUAAGCUCCCUGGAGAGCGAGAGCAAGAGAGCGAGAGAGAGAGCGGGGGAGCGGGGUUAGCGAGGAACAGAAACGAUCGGAGCUUGUCGGAGCCGCGGUGUGGAAAAGGGAAUUUUCACCUUGAGAGAGUGGUAGACGCUGCCGGCACAGGGACGUUUGCUUGGAGGAGGAACGCGCAGCGCCAUGGCUAUGGCUCAGAAGCCGGGCAAAUUGGUACUAAAGGCCCUGGCAGCGCUCAUCCCCUUGAUGGUGCUUAUUGGCGUGUCGACAAGUGGGAACGGGAUGAACGGUGCAACUUCUAAGGCCGUUGAUGGGGCGGGGCGCCGAUUGCAGACAGCCACGUACGACUUCGCCACACAGCUUGAGAUGACAAUUUGCCUCACGGAGGAACACACCUCCGACUCGGCUACGUCAACCACUGAUCAGUUGAAGGUAGCUGUGAUGGAGAUAUUCGGGAUUGAGAGCGCUGACGAUGUGGUCGUGGACGACUCGUUGACUAGAUGCACGGUGGACAACUGGCAACGGAGGGUGUCGAUCUACAACAGGGCGGAUGAGACGGGCUCCGCAGCGGACAUUGCUUCGGCACAGGUGGACCAAAUCUACCCCGGAGCGUUGACGACAGCGUUCUUGGACGACAUUGCGACGUCCAUCAAUGCUCAGGAUGCAGAGCUUGUCUUCACGGGGACCGACUUGGAUUUGUUGAGCCUGGGGUUCUUGGUGAUCUGGCUUGAUUCGAACGGGGACGUCGUGGACAACCAGGGCACGACUACGAGCAAGGACGUGGUCAACAUUGGGGGCACAGACGUCUGGUGGCCAUGGUGGGCGUGGUUGAUCUACGCUGCGGUGGUGCUGUGUUGCAUCUGCCCAAUGCUCUUCUUCUUCUUCAAAUGGCGCCGGGACAAGGAGGCCGAACUGGACAGCUACGGCGGUGGAUCAGGUAAAGACAUGGGGGCACCGGCUCCCCCUUCGGCAACAUCUUCCAACCCCUACGGCGGGAACUACUCCGCGGAGGAGAACAAGAGCGGCAAGUGAUGUGGAGGAGCUGCGGCCAAACGGGACGCCUCACAUGGAGGGGUGGGGGUUUCUUUUUAUGUCUUGAGCUAUCUGUCUCUUUGGGAGGGUAAGAUGUAUCUUACAGAUCAAGAUUCUUUUCUGACGGAUUAGGUAAGGCAGUUUAUUUCUUAUUUUUGCGCGCGGCGGUUUUGACUGUUGGGCGUGUUUUUUCCCUGUCCUGUCGGUGAGUUAUCGUACGAUCGCCCACGAGCAGCAAACUGAGAUAGGUUUCGCCGAAGGUGUCUCGUUUUUUGUCGUGCCUGGUGUGCUGGGCAGCAGGGCAGUGCGCCCGGUGCUCUCCCUGGGCUUAGCCACCUGUCAGCCGUCGUUCUACGUACGCAUACGAAUGAGCGAGGCCCCGCGGGUCUUAAGCCGCGUUGGCGGAUAGGUUUUAAGAUCAGGGGAUUUGUGUCUAUUUAAGUCUUUUUGCCGGUCAUGAAUGGUACCAUUUUGGUGUUACUUCGCUUCCGGACGUUCACGUUUUCGGCUUGGAAUUGCGUCACGGGGGGUUGCGAAUACGCACACAGGUUCAGAGACGAUAGGCUCCCGGUUUGUUUGCCUACUUGUAUUUUCUAUGGUUGUGGUUGCCCGGCUUUCAGGGGGAUGUGCGUGUUUUGCAUUGCGCUCGUGUGACCGUUCGCGUCGAUUCCGGCGGCCUCAGCUUGGGCUUCAAUUCGUAGAGUGGGAACUCUUGUACUUCGUACAUGCUGUUUGAGGUCGAUUUUGUUGUUGUUGGCUGGUCGAUCGGUCCAGGUUCCUUUCUCUUUUGUCGUGGUUCUUGUUGGUGUGGACACUGCGAGAGUUGGCUUGUUUGGUUGUGUGGCGCUUUCGUCUCGGAAUGGGUGGGUAGAGAGGGGUACUUUUUCGACGUCAUCGUGCUGGACGUGGGCUCAAAGAUGUGCUGCUGUAGGGUCGUGUCAAUGUGCUGCUGCACGAAGAGGGCGGACUCCGCGAGAGAAUAUCCUCCUUGUAUCGUAUAUUAUCGAGUACCAUACUACGCUGUUGUGUUCUUUCUGUGCAGGAGAGCGUCUCUGGUUCGGUAGAAUGAAGGAGACCUAUCGUUUGUGGGGUGAAGUUAUGUUCGUGUUGUGAACUAGGCAGUCUAUUAUAGCAAGCAGGAUUAAUAAAUUUCAGUAUG
Molecule: messenger RNA, 2276 nt
Organism: Ectocarpus siliculosus
Lineage: Eukaryota; Phaeophyceae; Ectocarpales; Ectocarpaceae
Source: the annotation of a GenBank genome assembly